Messenger RNA from Thermothelomyces thermophilus ATCC 42464, 1762 nucleotides. RefSeq lists its product as uncharacterized. The transcript is spliced from 3 exons. Bases 100 to 1704 code for a protein of 534 amino acids. Gene Ontology annotation, molecular function: RNA binding. The record is from RefSeq and is a predicted model, not a curated record. Lineage: Eukaryota; Fungi; Ascomycota; Sordariomycetes; Sordariales; Chaetomiaceae.
CACACCCCUCUUCCUCCCUCCAUCAACCUUCAUUUCUGCCCAUCUCACUUAUUCAAACAAUUUCCCGUACCUCCUCCAUUCCUAAUUACAGAAAAAAAAAUGGGCAAGACAAAGGACACCAAGGCCGUCAAGGCUAAGGCUGCGCCGGUGAAGGCGACCACUCCCGUCAAGGCCGCCGUCACCAAGGUCGAAAAGUCGGUCAAGUCGGCCAAGGAGAUCGCCAAGAAGGACGUGAGCAAGAAGUCCAAGAAGGUCGAGUCUGAGUCUGAGUCCGAGAGCGCGUCGGAGAGCGAGUCGGAAUCCGACGCCAGCACCACCAGCUCUGAGGAGGAGGAGGAGUCGUCCAGCGACGCCGACUCGGACGUCGAGAUGGUCGACGCCCCUGCCAAGCCUGCUGCCGCCAACGGCAAGGCCAAGGCCAAAAAGGAUAGCUCCGACUCAUCCGAGUCGUCUGACUCUGAGUCUGAGGAGGAGUCCGACUCCGACGAGGAGGAGUCCGAGUCGGAAGAGGAGAAGCCUGCUGCCAAGGCCGUCAAGACCAACGGCAAGGCCUCUAAGAAGACCGAAUCUGAGUCCGAGUCGGAAUCGGAGUCGGAGUCUGAAUCUGAGUCUGGUUCUGAGGAGUCUAGCUCCGACGAGGAGGAGGAGGAGGAGGAGGAGGAGGAGGAGGAGGAGAAGCCUGCUGUCAAGGCUGUCAAGCCAAACGGCAAGGUCGCUAAGAAGGCUGAAUCCGAGUCUGAGUCGGAGGAGUCCGACUCCGAAGAUGAGGAUGAGUCCAGCGACUCGGACGAAUCCGAGUCUGACGACUCUGCUUCGUCCGACGAGGAGGAGUCUGAAUCUGCUGAUGAGGAGUCCGAGUCCGCCGAGGAGAAGCCUGCCGCUGCCGAGAAGCCCUCGAAGAAGAGGAAAGCCGAGGAGGAGCCCGAGGCUGCCGAGACAUCGGCCAAGAAGACCAAGUCGGACGGCGAGGCUUCCGAGAAGAGCUCUACCCUCUGGGUUGGCAAUCUCGGCUGGGGUGUCGACGACAACGCUCUCUACGAGGAGUUCCAGCACGUCGGGGGCGUCGUCGGCGCUCGCGUCGUCACCGACAAGGACAGCGGCCGCUCGCGCGGCUUCGGCUACGUCGACUUCGAGAACCCCGAUGCUGCCGAGAAGGCGUACAACGAGAAGAACGGCGCCUUCCUCCAAGGACGCGAGAUGCGCCUUGACUUUGCCUCCAAGCCCAACGCCGACGCUCCCCCCUCUGCCCGCGCGGCCGAGCGUGCCCGCAAGCACGGCGACGUCAUCAGCCCGGAGAGCGACACCCUCUUCGUCGGCAACCUUCCCUUCAGCGCCGACGAGGACUCCGUCUCCAAAUUCUUCAACAAGGCCGCCAAGGUCCAGAGCCUCCGGAUUCCCACUGACCAGGAGUCUGGGCGUCCCAAGGGCUUUGCCUACGUGACCUUCUCCUCGGUCGAGGACGCCAAGAAAGCGUUCGAGACCCUUAACGGAAGCGACCUCGACGGCCGGCCGGUCCGUCUCGAUUAUGCCAAGCCCCGCGACAGCAGCGGCGGCGGCGGUCGCGGCGGCGGCCGUGGUGGCCGUGGCGGUGGCCGCGGCGGUUUUGGAGGCCGCGGUGGUGGACGCGGUGGCGGUCGCGGAGGGUUCGGAGGCGGCCGCGGUGGUGCUAGCGGUGGUUUCCAGGGCAAGAAGAUCACUUUCUAGAGGAAAGUGAGACGAAUACGGCCGCACACGAGGGGAUCUUAGCAAAACGAGGGCUUUU